Molecule: messenger RNA, 5516 nt
Organism: Salmo salar (Atlantic salmon)
Lineage: Eukaryota; Metazoa; Chordata; Actinopteri; Salmoniformes; Salmonidae
Source: RefSeq, a predicted model, not a curated record
UUUGAGGAAUGCUAGGGGUGUUGCAGAGAACGCUCUGCUGCAAAACCAUCUAAGCGAUGCGCGCCUCCCAAUAAUAAACCCAAUUAUAGCGUGCUCAUGAUUUGUGUGUGGAAUCGAAUGUCAUUUUCGGGUAUUUAUGGACUGUAAAUUAGAGGCGUUAUGAUAAAUUCCUAUUUGAGGCGGACAUAUGAUACUGAGACGUGUCCAGAAUCUCAGGUUUUCCAAUGAUGAGCGUGUGACGUUUCACCGCGAGAUCAACACGGCGCGGCUUACGUUCAAGUGGUCGGCCGCGAACAGAUUCAGUCAUUACUGGCGACAUUGGGAGUUAUUUAUCUAACGGAAAAUAACUGGUUUUCAGGUUCUGCAUUUUGCAACAUAGUAAUUGUGUUCGUUUUCUCCUUGCCGGGGAGCGCGUGGCUGCAUGGGCCUGGGAGAGGCGUGACGCGCCUGUACCGCAUCUCCGGGAUGGCAGGUAGGCUCCAUCACAUCGCGGUGAAAAAAUAGGCUAUGGAAAGAAAGAAAUGCGCCGAAUGCUAUAGGCUACCUGUGUAUUUGAGAUAUUUUGAUUAGGCUUUAGUCUUUUCUUUCAGUUACACAUAGGUUAGUUUAACAUUAUCAGCCGAUUGUCAGCAUUGUCUAAAAAAAAAAAGGCUUCCAACAUCUCGCCCUUGUCGCCCUUUUUUUUAAUCACUGAAAUGUAUCAAUUUGUCUAUUGCUGCGAAAGUGUAGGCAUACUGUGGGGAACUGUAAGAAUGUCCGCUAGACGAGGUAGCCUAAUGAUACAGAUAGGAUAUACGCUGGGAAUUGUCAUGACCGACAGUAUUAUAGGUUAAUUAUGAUACAACUAAAUCCGUUGACUAUUUCAAAAAGGCCUAAUAAAUAAAGGAACCGCACAGGGGCCGUCGGAUGUGUGAGAUGCAUGAUGUUUGUUGGCAGACGUGGCCUAGUAUAAGCCUCCCAAUAAUGGGGUCAGCCAGCUAUCAAAUGUGUCAGGACACUGGUAAGGCGUCUGUUGCUUUAGUAGCCUAGUUAAAAAUAGGCAUUAACCCAUUCAAUGUUUCUAUACAAUGAAGAUAUUUUUAUUAUUCGGCCUUUAUCUCAAUAGAUUUGUAUUAUUAGAUAUUUGCAUAUAGGGCCUCCUGGUCGCCAGAAAGCAUGCAGUGAUGAUGCUAUUGAGGAGAGAUGGCAUCGCACGUGUGUGAUGUGAGAACUAGCGUGCCAUGGAGAGUCUGAUUCUGAUGAGCGCGUGUUCGAGGAUGUGCCCCGGAGUCUCUCAGGGCCUGCGCACUAAUUGCGCGCGCCUGCUGGUAGCUUCCUUGCUGGUGUCCAUGACGAUGUCAAGCUCACCAGUUGCAGGCGGUGUGGACUCCAACGGAACGACAGCAACACGGUCCUCAUCGCGGUCGUCAUCGUCACCCUCUUCCAGAUGGCCAGGUGCCACCCCACCCAAAGACACUAGUCACCAUGGUAACACUGACGCUGCCUCAGUGGACGAUGAAGCUCAGGGCAUACAUCUCCUCCUGAGACCCCCGGACCUGCUGUCCCCCAGCCACCCCCCUCCUCUGCCCCCCCACAGCCAGCCCACCCUCACCCCUCCCCCGCCCUGGGAGCACGCCCCCUCCCUAGAGGAGGCCUGGGAGUCCGGUGACUACCUGGAAACGCUCUCCUUCAUGGGCCCAGAGGGGGAGGAACUGGCCCUGGCCACACCCUUACCCAGUCACACCUACGACCCUGACGACGGGGCCUCCUAUGACACCUCCUUCCCCUCCCGCCCAACCCUCCCCCUGUCCUCCAGGCUCCUCCGACCCAAUACGUCCCCCACCUCCCCCCUCCGGGAGGGUCUCCCCUUCACCCACCCUGCCCAGCCUGAGGGAUACCCUCACUGGGAUGAAGAAGACUAUGACCUGGGGGACAUCUUUCCUCUGGAGCCCACGGAGCUGCUGCUGCCGGAUAUGAACAGUCUGGAGUACUACACCAAUCUGCUGGCCAGAGAGAGAGACGAGGAGAGGGAACGGGAGAGAGAGAGGGAACGGGAGAGAGAGAGGGAACGGGAGAGAGAGAGGGAACGGGAGAGAGAGAGGGAAAGGGAGCGAGAACGGGAGAGAGAGAGGGAAAGGGAGCGAGAACGGGAGAGAGAGAGGGAAAAGGAGCGAGAACGGGAGAGAGACAGGGAAAGGGAGCGAGAACGGGAGAGAGACAGGGAGAGUGAUAGGGAGAGGGAUAGAGAUGGAGAAAGAGACAGAGAUAGAGAAAUUGUCAUCCCACCCCCAAAGACCACCCCCAAACUUGGCAUCACACCCACCACUACCACAAAAACACACACACACACUCAGCCCACAUCCCCCUCCCCUAGCACAGGGCCCCCUCCUGCCCAGGGCCACAAGCACCCCCUUGUCCCCUCAGCAGGUCCCACCUCUCCCCUGACCCUCUCACCCACUCUCUGGGAUGGUCAGGGUACCCCCACCCCUGGAGUUAGACCCACCUCCAGAGUACCCCCUCAGCCUCCUGUUCCGCGGCCCAGAGUCCCCCCAGCUACCCCUGGCAGACACCCUCCACUGCCCCCAUCUAACACCACCAGCCUGGCUCGCCCCCCCAUGCUGCGACCUCCAGGGAGGGACCCCAUAAAACCACCACCACCUGUGACCGAGGUCCCCAGCAACCGACCGACGACCACUACCAAGGCAACCACUGUUACCACGACAACGCCUGGCACCCUGGCGAGCAUCACCCGGACUCCCCCAGCCCCUCCAGGACGCCAGUACCUGUGUAACGUCACCAAGCCUGACAUGUACCUGGUCAGAGUGGUCCUGCCUAAGUCUGGCUCCACUGUGGGCUUUGGCCAGGUCAGGGACAUCUUGAAGAGGGAGUUCAACUGCUCAGUGGAGUUGCAGUUCCUGAGAACUCCGUCUAGCUUUGCGUUCCGUGUUGUGGCGGGACCUCUGAUCUUCACCGCCAUGUCUGUCGUCAACGCUCUGCGCCAAUCAACACAAAGCUCCUCCUUGUUCCCCACUGUCUCACCCCUCUACGUCAUACCUGAACACAAGUACCAGAUACACUCUGUGCUGCAGUUUGUGCCCGGUCACGUGGAUGUGCGCGUGUGUAACUUCAGUGAGCGAGUGGAGAGAGGACUGCUGAUGGCCUACACAGAGACGCGCAGACGAGCACAUGAAUUUGGCAACGUUACUGUACAGCUUCUGAACAUCACCAUGGGUCAGGCCAAGCAGCAGGGUGACCAGAAGGUUCCGGUGGACAUCACGUUUGCGUUGCAUGAUGGGCGGGGCUACCUGUUGGGGUCCGAGGUCAGCGGUCACCUGAGACACCUAAGCACGGUGGAGUUCAGCUUCUACCUGGGUUUCCCUGCGCUGCAGAUCGCUGAACCCUUCCAUUACCCUGAGCUGAACGUUUCUCACCAUCUACGCUCCUCCUGGGUCCGCACAGUGUUAUUGGGUGUCCAGGAGCAGACUGUGACUGAGCGGAGCUUCAAGGCUCGUCUGGAGCGCCGUCUGGCCCUGCUGCUGGAGGAGGGGCUGGGGGAGGGGAGUAAACAACCCCGCUGGAAGAGAUCCACGGCCGUGGGCAACAACAGCUUACAGGUGGUGCGUGUGUCGAGGCUGGCAGGUUCAGGGCGGACUCUGGAAGUGGUGUAUUUCGUGGAGGGACCAGAGGGGGAGAGAGUCCCUGCUGAUGCCACCGCUGCCACCCUCAACCGCCUGGAGCUGCAACGGGCUGCCAUCGUACUGGGGCACCGCGUCCAGAGACCUCUUGCCCAACCUGUGGAGACCCUGACAGUGCCCCCGUCUGAGACUCAGAGCAGCAGUGUCUGGCUGAUUGUGGGGGUGGUGGUGCCCGUCCUGCUGGCUAUCUUCAUCAUCAUCAUCCUCUACUGGAAACUGUGCGGCUCGGAGAAGCUGGAGUUCCAGCCUGAUGCCAUCAAUACCAUCCAGCAGAGACAGAAGCUCCAGGCUCCCAGUGUGAAAGGGUUUGACUUUGCCAAGCUCCACCUGGGGCAGCACAGUAAGGAUGACAUCAUGGUGAUCCAGGAGCCUGGUGCCCUCCCUGUGCCCAUCAAAGAGGCCACCCCUUCUGAGGGAGGGGAUCUCAACACUCCCAAAUCCAAGGGCUCCUCCACCAAGGCUGCCCGCGCUAACCGCCGUAGGGGGAGGCUGUCCCCGUCAGAUGGUGACUCGUUAGGUAGCGACCAAUCAAGUGGCAGGGAGUCUGCAGAGGAGACCACCAGACAUGUGGGCACGCCCCACGAGGGGAAACAGCACCGAAACAAAACGCCCAAGAAUGUCCCUCCCACAGGCAGUGGUCCAGAUGAGCUGCUCUCCUCUUCCUCCAUCUUUGACCACGUGGAUCGUCUGUCCCGAGGCUCGUCUGACGGCAGGGGUCGCCAGGCCAACAAGGUCCAGCUGAUUGCCAUGCAGCCCCGGCCCAGCCCACCACAACACUCACACAGCCCCACCAUCACAGAGAGGGUCAGUGCAGAGGUGGCUCUGAGACAUAAGUCGGAGAUCGAGCACCACAGGAACAAGCUGCGUCAGCGGGCUAAGAGGCGGGGCCAGUGUGAGUUCCCCUCUAUGGAUGACAUCCUGGAUGGCUUCGGGCAGGCGCAGGAGGAGGCGGGGCAGGGAGGGUGUCCCCAGCGCCUCUACAGCUCAGCCCAUGACCACAUGGACAGCAUCCUGCACCCCGACCACCCCUCGCCCCCCACCCCAGGGGAAUCCAGAAGGAGGGGGAGGCGCUCUCCUCGGGGCCGGCGGAGGCAGCAGGGGAACGGCAGUCUGCCAGACACAGACAGACUGACGGACAGAGACCGCCUGCUCACAGACCACAGCGCCACCUACAGGAAAUACCCUGGACUCAACAAUGUGGCCUACAUGUCCGACCCGGACCUACCUCCAGACCAGGGCAGCCCCUCCCCUAACGACGAGGUGUUUGACCACGCCCCUCCCCGCCCCCCUACGUGCCCCCCCAGCCGUCCAUCGAAGAGGCGCGGCAGCAGAUGCACACCCUGUUGGACGAUGCCUUCGCCCUGGUGUCGCCGUCCUCCCAGGGCAGCGUCAGUGUUGGGGUCACGCAGGUCAGCCCCGCCCUGCCGAGCCCCUCUCCCUCCCCACAGACACACCCAUCACGCCAGUGGGGCUCCUACCCCUCAGCCCCCACACACAGCCCCUUCUCUGCGAGGUAUGCAGAGUUGGGGAUGUCUCCCUCGUCAAUACAGGGCCUGUUGCAGAGGCAGGGCCUGGGUUCAGGGGCCUAUGUUGCUGCGGAGGAGCAGCUGCAGGAUUCUGUCUACGCCAACAGGGGGCAGUAUGAAGAGCCUCCCUCCUCCUCCAGACCUCGGCCUGUUGGGGGAAGCACAGGUGCUCAGCUGCAUCACCUGACUCAGGUGGGCUUGUCGAGCCGGAUCAGUGCGUACCCUGGGGUGGGCCGCAGCGUCUCUGGGCCAACAGGCUCCAGCUGGAACCAGCAGCCUUUAGACCAGGACCUCUCCAGACCCGAAGCCAGCAGGG